GGCGGGGCGGUUCCUGGCCCUGGCGGUGCUGCACGGGCGGCCCCUGCCGGUGACGCUGGGCGGCGCGCUGCGCCGGCACCUGCUGCGGGAGCGGGUGGCCCCGGAGGACGUGCGCGAGCUGGACCCCGACUUCUUCCGCCACCGCGUCCUCGAGGUGCUGCGCGACGGCGGGGUGUCCGCCCAGGCGCAGGCGCUCGGCGAGCGCCUCGUGUUCACGGCCGCGCCCACCGAGCCAGCGGGCGGCCUCGAGGAGCUGCUGCCGGGCGGCGCCCGGCGCCCCGUCACGGAGGAGAACAAGGCGGAGUACGUGCGGCUCCUCUGCGAGGCGCGCGUCUGCAACGGAGCCCGCGUGGAGACCCGCAGCUUCCUGGAGGGCUUCUGGGACCUGCUGCCCCUGCAGCUGCUGCGGGAACACGGCGUGACACCGCAGGAGCUCUCCGUGCUCAUCUCGGGCGACAGCACAGGACCAGACCCUCACGAGUGGCAGCAGCACAGCCGAGGCUGCGUCGACGCGGAGAUGCAGGAGGUGGUCGGCUGGUUCUGGGAGGCCGUGGGCGGCGAGCUGACCCCGGAGCAGCGCGGGCUGCUGCUCCGCUUCGCGACCGGCUCCAGCCGCCCCCCGCCGGGGGGCCUCGCGGAGCUGCGGCCGCCGUUCUCGGUGGAGGUGUCGAGAUUGGGCUCCGCAGAGCACCUUCCGCAGGCGCACACUUGCAUCAACAAGAUCGUGCUCCAUCGCUACGCGUCCAAAGAGCAGCUCGUUGAGAAGCUGUUGAUGGCUGUGACCACUGCGGAUGGCUUCUCCACGGCCUGACCCGCUCUAGCGCUCUCUUUGUGGCGCUUCUCCCGUGCCCGUCCUCGUUGCACUGCUCCUGCUCUUGCCCGUGUGUCAACCUCGCGCCAGCAGGUCAGAGCCCCGAAUCAUCAGGGCUGACUCGGGUCAGGGCUAACUCGGGUCCCUUUUUUCGGGAACCUGAACCCGAGUUGCCCCGGACCCGAGUUACCCCGGAUAACUCGGGCGUCCAAGCUGCUCUUGCCCGUGUGUCAACUUCGUUGCCUCCUAAUGUCAACCUCGCGCCAGCAGGCUUGAGCUGACCAGCGCCGCCGCUGCGAAUCCCUCGGCCUGUCGGCGUGAGGCGCCCGGGCGGGAAGGCGGAGGGGGGCCCGAUGCCUCUCGGGAGGCGGCGCGGCCUCCCGGCAGGCCACGCGCGGCUCGGCAGAAGGCGCGAGGUCACCUCCUCCUCCUCCUCCUCCUCCU
This is a messenger RNA of Prorocentrum cordatum, 1255 nucleotides long. NCBI's taxonomy places the organism in Eukaryota, Dinophyceae, Prorocentrales, Prorocentraceae. The record is from the annotation of a GenBank genome assembly.